This is a messenger RNA of Macrobrachium nipponense, 774 nucleotides long. RefSeq lists its product as uncharacterized. The record is from RefSeq and is a predicted model, not a curated record. Gene Ontology annotation, molecular function: chitin binding. Gene Ontology annotation, cellular component: extracellular region. Lineage: Eukaryota; Metazoa; Arthropoda; Malacostraca; Decapoda; Palaemonidae. The coding region runs from base 55 to 654 and encodes 199 amino acids. The transcript has 2 exons.
GCAGUUUACACACCUUUCCGAGACGGUAAAAAUCUCUCUGCGUUCUCUCAAGAGAUGGCGUUGGUUAAGGCAAUGUUUCUUCUUGCGUUGGCCGCUCUAGGCUCAGCCCAUCCUCAAGUAGGGUACGAUAUCUCAGCCCCAUCGGCUGCCCCUGGGUACUCUUACGGCGCCCCUGACCUCCAAGGGGCUGCUUCCACCCUCAACGGAGUCGCAGCAGCAGGAGGAAGCGGAGACACCAUCGCUGAUUUGGCCGCUAACAUCCCCGGCGGAGGCGUCCCUGGGCAGGACUACCCUAUCCUGGCUUCAGUCCCAGACACCGGCUUCUCCUGCGCCGACCAGCAGUUCCCAGGGUACUACGCUGACACUGCUGACGAAGCCGGCUGCCAGGUCUUCCACAUCUGCCAGUUCGACGGCCGCCAGGACUCCUUCCUCUGCCCCAACGGCACCAUCUUCAACCAGCAGUACUUCGUCUGCGACUGGUGGUACAACGUCGACUGCGCCGCCUCCCAGCAGUUCGUCAGCCUCAACGCUGACAUCGGCAAAGUUUCUGACGAUGCCCUUGUAGGAGCUGCCUCUGACAUCUCCCUCUCCAACACCUACGGUGCCCCUCAGCAGGUCGCUGCUCCUUCAAGCAGCUACGGAGUUCCUGCUUGAACCUUGCAACACUUCAAGAGACACUAGACUUCUAAACUAUAAUAUAUUUAUUUUCUCAAAUCAGAAAUGGUAAUAUUAUGUAUAUCAAACAUUUAAUUUAUACACUCCAUCUAAUAAAAA